Messenger RNA from Amphiprion ocellaris (clown anemonefish), 3950 nucleotides. It is a transcript of the gene znf281b, whose product is annotated as zinc finger protein 281b. The record is from RefSeq and is a predicted model, not a curated record. Gene Ontology annotation, biological process: regulation of transcription by RNA polymerase II. Gene Ontology annotation, molecular function: DNA-binding transcription factor activity, RNA polymerase II-specific; RNA polymerase II cis-regulatory region sequence-specific DNA binding. Bases 232 to 2748 code for a protein of 838 amino acids. Lineage: Eukaryota; Metazoa; Chordata; Actinopteri; Pomacentridae. The transcript is spliced from 7 exons.
CAGUCGGGGCAGCUAGCAGCUAACUAGCUAGCUCGUGGCAGCCCGAUUGUUAUAAACACAGCUGCCUCAAAGCGUGCAGUUUUAUUUAGCUCGGUCAUUAGAUAGGAAGUCUGCGUGUGCCGCUUUCACCGAGGAAUGUUUUGCUAGCUACUUGUCCCGGGUAUUCUCCUCCUGCAUUCCUCUGUAGAUUAUUGACCCUCCUUCUCCCCUGCACAAAGCAAAGGCACCACCAUGAGUAUUAUUCAAGACAAGUUAGGCAAUGAAUUUUUGCGUAACGGAGGCAUGGACCCUAAUUUUGCACCAGGUAUGCUUAUGUUCAGCCACCUGCCCCCAGUCACCAGCUUUACACGGCUGGCCUCCCAGUCUGUUAUGGGCGAGCUUCCCCAGGAGAUGAUCCUGAAGAAAGAACGCGACUCGCCCCCAGAACACCAGGGCACUGCUGCUGCGAACACAGGGGGCUUCCUUCACAGCAUGGGCAUUAAGCAAGAGCGACUAAGUGAGCUGGAUUACCGUAUGCCCCUCUAUGGCGGGGGUGGAGGAGUCGGGGUGAACUGUGCUGGAGGGGGCGCGGGGAAGAGUGGUACUGACAUGCAAGAUAUGUCUUUUGGCAACCACCACCAAAAUCACCAGAACAUGCUCCUGCAUGACCUCAGCCUCAGCAAUGUCCGUUCCCUUGGAGAACCGAUGCCUGGAAGACCAGGUAAAGAGCCAAAAGAGUCCUCAGGUAGAAGAGGGCGGAGGAGCAACGGCGACGGACAGGGAGGCAAAGCUCGAAGGAAACGCAAUGAUGCUUCAAAGGCCAUGAUGUUGGAUGGAGAUGGGGCCUGCCUGUCCCCCAACUCAAAACCACAUAUCUGUGAGCACUGUAAUGCUGCCUUUCGCAGUUCCUACCACCUGCGUAGACACGUGCUCAUACACACAGGUGAGAGGCCUUUCCGGUGCAGUCAGUGUAAUAUGAGCUUCAUUCAGAAGUACCUGCUACAGCGGCAUGAAAAGAUCCACAGUGGAGAGAAGCCUUUCAGCUGUGACCAGUGUAACAUGCGUUUUAUCCAGAAGUACCAUAUGGAGCGGCACAAAAGGACACACAGUGGCGAGAAGCCAUAUCGCUGCGACACCUGCCAACAAUUUUUCUCAAGAACAGACCGGUUACUGAAGCACAAACGGACUUGUGGAGAAGCCAUAAAGAAGGGCCUAGACCCAAGCAUGCUGGAGCUCAGCGAUGCAGAGCUAGGCCAGGGCAGCUAUUCACUCACUCAGGGAAACUCUACCACCUCCGGACGCAAGAGGGCAAAGUCCAAAAACAGCGAGGGCAGUGAGCGCAAGAGGAAGAAGAAUGCCUCCGGGGCAGCAACCUCGUCUUCUGGGGCGAUGGCCCGUGAGCUGGGCUUGCAGGACUAUGGCAUGGAGCAUCCCUCAGGCUCUGACCCCGCCAUGCAGGGGCGUACUCCCAAAUUGGUCUUUAAAAAAGCUGGCCGCAAGGGACUUGACAAGGGUCUCCUCUCUCUGGACGAUGGUUCGGAUGGACAGAAGCUGUUAGGCCAGAAGCCUGGCUCCAUGGAUCACGUGGAGGCUUCUGGCCUUGAUAACAUGGCUCUACUACAGGUACCUGGAGGCAAUAAGCCAGGACCCACCACCAGCAGCAACUAUGACGAUGCAAUGCAGUUUGUCAAAAAGCGGCGCUACCUCCAUGCGGUUAACAAUGACUAUGGAGCCGGCUCGCUGCACAUGGCACCCCAGGGCAGCAGCGUAAUCCAGGGCUCUCUGGGGCCCGAACCCACGCUGGCCAUGCUGGACUCCUCCCCGCUGGAGCUCAAGCACGAUAAGUCUGGCAUUCCAGAUGAGGUACUGCAAAGCCUGCUCGAUCAUUAUAGCCAUAAGCCAGAGGGAACACACCACCAUGAUGUGACUUUCGACCUGUCAGACCACCCACACCACGUAGACCUCCAGCCAGCCGCCCCUGUUACGCCAGAGUUGGAGGAUGACUCGCCCAAUGGUGGUGACAAAACAGCAGUGAUGAGCGAGUACUCAAAGUUCCUCCUGCAAGCCCUGGAACGCACCAGCCAUAGUGGACCCUUCCCAAGCCUUGGCCCAACAGGGCCUUUCCCACUUCUGUCCAGCAGCUCCAGUCCCACAGGACCUUUGUUCGCUGACAAACAUGUGUACACCACCUCCCCUCUGGACUGUGGCUACCCUCCUGCAGUCUCCUCCCCGCUGCCCAUCGCUGCCUCUUCAUCAACCUCCUCUUCAUCGUCCUCCAAGUCCCACUAUGGCAUGCUUGUUGGCUCCCCCUCCCAGACAGGCUACCACCUCAGCUUGGAAUCUACUAGCCACCAGCAGCUGACUCCGUCUCAGGAGCUGACUGAACAGUUGGAGAAGCAGCAUUCCCCCGGCACCUUCAACCUACCUCCCCAGGAACUUACUGCAUCGGCAGAGGGCUCCAAGGGGCAGCAGCCCAAGCCUGGAGGGAGCGCUGCACCCACCAAUGGCUCCACCUACCCCGACCUGUCCCCACUGAAUCCCCCUAAAGAAACCACAUACCAGAUUGAGAACUUCGCCCAAGCCUUUGGCUCCCAGUUCAAGUCAGGACGGCGGACCCCUCUGAGCUAUGGCAAUGAUCCUGGGACAGAGGUCGACCACCGAAUACGGACUCCAGUGUCAGAAUUCUCAGGGUAUACCAGUUUGUUAGCUGACGUCAGUGAGCCAGUGAGUACAGGAUCAAAAACCCCGACAAGCCAAAGUUUCAGAUAAGGGUCAAACGAGGUGAAUCCAGUAGGGGGCUGUUCUGUUACUGUCCAUACGGUCCCUGUACCCAUCCUAAUUUUGUUCUUGUAGCAAAGUUUGUUUUUUAAACACUGCCAUUAAAUGUUAAUACAAAAAUGACCAGGGAGGGUCUUCCAUGGCCUCAAAUGCAAUUUUUUAAAAUAUUCUCUUUUUUUUUAUGUAGUCGGUUAAUUUUUGUUUGAGUAGUGAUUUUGAUAUGAACGUACCGUAGAUUUAAAUGUAAUUUAAAACAUUUAGAGGGUAGCUAUAAACUUGCUUGUUUUUUUCAUCGUUUUCUGUACCCUUGUGUUUUACCAAUCAUCAUACCAUUGUAAAGUAAUAAUGAAUAAUGUUGAUGAUUUCAAUAAUAACAUUUGUGGCAGGGAAAGGCCCAGAAUUCAAAUGGCAAAAAAGUAUAUAUUGUCUGUUACAAGAAACGUAUUAACUCAGGAAAAUAGGCAAAAUUGUGUAAUAAGACUUUGUAUUAUGAGAUGCAAUUAGCACAGUUUUUACAGGUGUACUUUGAGACUACAAAGCUUUGAGUUUGUUUUUGUAUUGUUUUUUUUUUUAACUUGUCAGAACAACAAAUUACAAUACAUGAUGUUUGGUUUCUACUGCGUGUAGCUUUGUCGAGAUUAUGGUACUCUUGUGUCAACGUGAAGACAUCCACACUUCUUUUAAGAGCCACGUGUACACGCGUUAGUGUGAUUGUAGCAGAGUUCAGCCCACGGUGCUCUCACUGUACGUUCUUAAGUGAAGAGGAUGUUUAAGCGUUGCUGACUGUUGUUUUGUCAGCUGAGAAAAUCUUCAUAACCGUGACCUCUGUUUGUGUGCACCAGUUUGGCCGUAGAAAAGACGCAGCUUAGACAAAAUCCUACCCAGAAGUAACUGCACGUUGCUGUUACAGCCGUCUGUUUCAGAAUGCAAUGAACACCAGUCAGUGAUCUUUUCAUCACGCUGUUGCUGAAGUGAUUUUCAUUUUUUUUUAGAAGAAAAAAAACAAGUCACCACUCUUCUACUCCACUCCUUGCUGUUCCUUUUUGUGUCAAUGGAAUCAAACAAGCACUUUUUUAAACAAACCAUCAUUGGAAACAACAAUAACCCAUUCAAUUUGCAUAUGUGAUACGUGAUUAUUAUGCUAAUGAUUAUUAAUAUUAUUUUAAGAGGAGAAAACUGUGAACGGGGGUUGG